GAGCCGUCACCGACCCCCCUCCGCCGGCGGAGCGCCCCCGUCCCGCCCCCUCCCCUCCCCUCCGGGCCCCCCCGGCGGCGGGGGCGAGGCUGCCCCGCGGGUGACCCGCCCGGCGGGCGCGGCCCCACCGCAUCACACGAGGGGGCAGCGCGGCCGCUCGCUCUGCCCCGGCGCCCGCCUGCCUCCCUCCUCUCGCCGCCUCGCCGCAGCCCGGGCUCUGCCGAGUCAAAGCGCGGAUCAGGUUCCCUGCCUCCACUAUAAAAAUCUCGGCGAGAAAUCUCCGGCGGGAGAGAGAGAAAGAGAGACACGGGGCGUGGGGUGUGAGGCGGCGGCCGGCGAGGAGCCCGUCCGUGGGGAAGCGAAGGGACGCGCUGCGGCGGCGGCAGCAGUAGCCUCUGCUCACUGGGGACGCCCAGGGCUCGCCCCUCUCAGCUGCGGGAGAAGAGUCUUUCGCCGCCCGAAAAUGCAACAGCAACAACAGCAUCGUCGACUGUUCACAGCUGCCCUCCUGGCACUUGUUUUCAUUCUGGCAGCUGUGAGUACCACCGAGGCUGGCAAAAAAGAGAAACCAGAGAAAAAGGUGAAAAAGUCUGACUGUGGAGAAUGGCAGUGGAGCGUCUGCGUGCCCACCAGUGGUGACUGUGGCCUGGGGACGCGUGAGGGCACUCGCACUGGAGCUGAGUGCAAACAAACCACCAAGACUCAGAAGUGUAAGAUUCCCUGCAACUGGAAGAAGCAAUUUGGAGCGGAGUGCAAAUACCAGUUCCAGGCCUGGGGAGAAUGUGACUUGAAUACUGCCUUGAAGACUCGAACUGGGAACCUAAAGAGAGCCCUUCAUAACGCUGACUGCCAGAAGACUGUCACAAUCUCAAAGCCCUGUGGGAAGCUUACCAAACCCAAACCUCAAGAAUCCAAGAAGAAGAAAAAGGAAGGCAAGAAACAAGAGAAGAUGCUGGAUUAAUGGAACCAACUUGGGCAAUGUGAGAAAGGGACAUCAGCAAACACGAUCAGUUAACAGUUUCAUUUAUACCUAGGCAUUUUAUCCUAAAAUUAUUUAUAGCUUAAUGGUACUAUAGAAGGAAACAAACAAACACAGAAAAAAAUUCCUUUUUUUUAUUGCUUUAGUAUUUUUAAUGUAUAACCUUAACAACAAUUUUUAGAGGCCUGUAAUAAAGGACUCCAAACUCAUUUAGAAAAUUAUGUCUAUUGUAUAUUGAACAACAUAGAGGUUUUAAAUAAGAUUUUUUUCUCAAGUCUUGCCAUAGGUCUCAAUCUGGUAAUUACUCCAUGCAAGCAGAUCCUGAACCUGUGUGGAGCUCUGCUGAAGCCAGUGGUGCCCUGUGUGAACAUAGGAGUCUGGCUGGAUGCAAUUAUAUUUAAGAAUGGGACCUUAUAUUUGAAAAAAACCAGACUUGUUUCUUAAGUUCUUAUUACAUCUGGAUAACUGUAUGAAAUUAUUUGUUUAAGGAAAGGAUGGGGGCAUUUUGUUGAGUAUUUACAGGCAUAUAAUUUUUUUGGAUGUGUGGUGAAUGUUCAUUCCAAAAUGCCACCAUCUCCAGGUAAAAACCAGUAGCACUCCUAUCCUUGGCCAUAUUUUGGAUGUUGGCAGUAAAAAUUCUGAAAUAUUUCAACAGUUAGACAUAGAAGAGUCCUAAUUUUUCACAAUUUUCUAGCAAUGAUUUUUCCAAGUGGAAUGAUAGCAAAACUUUCAAUUUUUUACAUAUCAACACUGGUGGAUGGUAGUAUCCUCUGUUUUACCUAUAAAAGCUGAAAAACAUUUUCUUUUAUUUGUUUAUUUUGCCAGAAGGGUGAAUAUCCUUUUCACAAAAAUCUAGUUGAAAUUGUGAUUCUUCCUGACCCAACUCUGUUUCGUAUCAAUGGGAAUCUUCCUGUUUUUAAUUAUAGCUGUUUGAAAAAUAGUAUGUCUGGUGGGAAGUAGCAGAAGAAAUCUGUUUGGAAACUCCCUGAGAUAGUUCAUAUUUUUGACCAAAAAAGGGACAAUUUGUGGGACUUGAAACCAAUAGGAAUGAAAUUAAUUUUUGUUUCUCUGUUAGUAAAGCAUAAGGGAAACCAUAAAGCCAGUACCUUUUGCUUUCUUCCAUUUUUAUAUAAGAAAAAAGACCUUGGAAAAGCUCAGUCAAAAUAAGAAUAGGUCUGUGAUUUUUUUUUUUUAAUUUUUUAAUGGUCUGCAGAGGAAAAAAAAGAAAAAUUAUAAUAGGCAGUUUUCAGUUUUUUCAAUUUUACCUAUUUUAAAUUAUCAUAAGUCCUCAGAAAAGUCAUGAAGUAGAACAAACAUGUGACAAAGGGUUGGUCUGUCCCCAGGUAAAGGGUUGUUUAACAAAUAACCAGCAGACCAGAAUUUUUAGAGGAAACAUAAGGGAUUUCAGUGCCUAAAUUAAUUUCAAAAUCAUUGCUUUUAAAUUCUAAAUCUUAUAAUUCAACAGUAAGAAAUAGGCUUUGCCAUUUUUGUAGACUGCAGGCUUGCUUGUUGGUCAACAGGAAUAUUCUCCCUUGUGCUGCUGCGGGUACCCACUGACUUCAGCGAAGCUGCAGCAGGGUGUGUUCAUCUGAGUAAAUCACAUUGCUCUCUUGGGAUAAGCUUGUAGACAAGCAGAGAGUCUUUUUCCAGACUAACAUCACUCCCCUUUUCUAUGCAAAAAAAUUAUAACAAUUGCAGAGCUUGCCCUCUUUUUUUUUUCUCACAGGGAGGGUAUGGCUGAUCUGAACUCACAGUGAGGCAAGGCCUUCUGUAGACGUUCCCAAACCCUUUUGAAGCCAGCUGGCCCAGGCUACACAUAGCUCAAGGUAGACUAGCCAUACAAUUAUUUUCCAGACUCCUCAGGUGUGUUUUGCAGUCUGUGCUGAUGUCCUUGUUACUUUGGCUCUGCUGUUAGACAUGCCUGAGCCAGUGGUACAGUUAAAAAUGUCCCCAACGUGUGGUGGAUGUGCAAUGACCAAAUCCAAAAUCAUGAAGGCUCAUAUUUGGGUGGUUCUGGGUGCUACUUGGUUUGUUCAUGGUCUAAUCAGGUCUACCUGUGCUUGUGCCUCAGACUUAAAAUAAUGGAUUGGUAGGUCUGACUGAAAACAAAUGGAGAAAGAAGCUUUUUCACUCACCAAAGGUUUGUCUGUCUAAAUGCUGCAUCAGUUCACUUAAAGUGGUUCAGCUUUGAGUGCAAACACUGUUGCACCAUUGUCUUACACUGGUUAAUCUAGUCAUUGUUACAUAGGGAGCUGGCAGGAGUUGGGAAUGAUGCUGAGACCAACAGUUUGACUAUCCUUUAGCAAACCUUAGAUGUGACUUCUGAUUUCCACCUCUGUGAAUAAGGGGAAAAUAAAUUCCCCUGUGUUUCCUCUGACACCUUAUGGCCCUUAUCAUUAACUGUCCAUCUGGCUUAUUAAAGGAACAUUCCUAAUAGAUUUUGAAGGAGGCCAGUCAAGUUCCUAUGGUGGUGUAGGGCCUCCAUGGAGAGAGUUUACAGAAAAUAAAGAAACAAACAAAAAAAUACCAUGUUCGGACCAGAAGAAAGCACAGCAGUCCUGGUAGCAAAGGGUGUGAAAUAGGAGAACACUUCCUCUGUACUACUCAGCCACGCAUGUUUGGAUCUAUAUUGCCAUCUUAUUGUUGACAGUGAUUGGAGUUGUAUCUGUCAUAGUUUAUAAACAAGAAAGAAAAUUUCCAGGAAACCAGCAGAAAACACUUUGUGAAAACUCUGGCUGUGAAGGAGAUGACAGAAGUAAUUCAUAGCAAAACAUAGAGGAAGACUGAGUAGAAUAGGUCAGUCAGGCCACCUCUGAAAGGAGGUACUUGGUACCUAACAGGAGUAGUUGCUUCACUAGUGAUAUUAUCAAGAAAGCAAGAGGCAAGUAUCUGAAAAAAAACAUCUUCCCACCCUAUUGUGCUCAGUUUCCUCUUGAGUCAUUCUGAAAUUUCUCCUUAUUUGCUUUCUAAUCUACCCUCCGUUCUUUAGGAGAGAAAGCUUGUCUGACAGUGCUGUGGGGGCAGCUGCUUCAGAUGAAAUAUGCGUUUUACCCUCUUGGUGCUAUCUUUUUAUGACAGAAAAUGACUUAGCAUAGACGCGUGGCUUAGCUAGUUGAACCGACCGAAGCUUGUUUGAUGAAUGUCCCUCUUGGGACAUGGUUUCCAUCUUCUUUUGCUACAACUAUACUAUGGUAUGGGGAGAUGACAGAAAUCCCCUAAAUGACAGUCUUUUUGUGGGCACUCAAAUCUUUUAGAAAAGAAAGGGUGAGUUGCUGAACAUUAGCUAAGGAUGAAUCUGCAUCCAAACUCUGGGUUCUAGCAAGUUUAAAAUUAGGGGCAUUUGGGUAUAGGUAUAGCUCCCGUCCCUUCCUCUAACUAGGCUGAGCCAUGCUUCUAAGCAAUUAGACCUGUCUAUAUCUUGAUUCAAAACAAUAUUUGAGGAUUGGGGCAUUUUCUGACUUUGACAUGUCUCCUGACAGAAGUGUCCAUAUUGAAAGAGAAAAAUUGCUUGUCAGCCUGGCAUAUUUAACAGCCUAUUAAGUGCAGAAAAAUUGUAGGGUAAGGCUCCACGAAGGGAAAACAUUUGUUGUACGUGCAGGUAGAUGAUAAGUUGUAACUUACUGAUUCUCAUCUUCUAAUUCCAUAAUGACAUUCUGGACUGUACUGUUUCUCAAAGGAGAAAAAUUAGAAGAAAUGAAAGAGUAAUAAUUACAAAACAUAUCAACAGACAGUGCUGGAGACAGGUAUGAAGUCAGGAGCAUUUUACAUAAACUUAUUUUGCAUGCUCCUUGAGUAGGGAAGGCAGGAUUACUGGCUGGCACAUUUGUUUUUAUGUUUUCCUUGCUUUAUGCCUUAAUGAAAACUAAUAAAAUGUACAAUGUUACAGAGAAGGAAAGUCCCACUCCAACCUCAAAAGAAUGUGUCCAACAGGAAGCAAAGUCUAAAGGAGACAAUAUAAUGUCUGCCUUUUCUGGUUUAGGAGUGCAAGUUAUGAUGAUGUUGAUAGGACAAAACAUAUCAUAUAUCUUUAACUUUGGUGUUCACCACUUGGCAUGUGGCAAUGGACAAAUCAAGUAAUACAAUGGAGCAUUAGGACAAACGAAGGGGAAUUGAAUACUUGUGGAGAUUGUUUAUGGAAACAGGCCUAUAAAACUGCUGAAACUAGCCAUGCUUGUAGCAGCAAGCGUCUGAAGAUAAAUAUUGUGUGGCAUUCACAUUUGUUUAAUGAAAUCCCUUACCAUAUGAUGAACUGUAUCUGAGUUUCCUUAGUCUAACAUCAAUGAUGAGGGUGGGACAAAAGUCAAUCUCAUUUUCCUUCAGUCUAGGAACUCCAACAACAUUAACAAUGUAAACCUGCCACUUUUCUAAAGCAAAAGAUUGGUGAGGUACACCAUUUUGACAUGACAGAGUAGUCUUUCACAUCUCCCAGAUUCUUACAGGAAGGGGAAGCAGUAUGUCAAUGGCGGUAGAUAUCUCAUAUUCCGUCUUUUUAAACUCUCUAGGACAGCAUCUUCUGUGAAAUUCUGACUGUGUUCUCUCCUUUGUGGGGACAGAUUAUACCUGUUGUCUGUCUUCCCCCACUCAUCCCUAAUUGCAAUAGUAUUUGUAGGUUUUCUGUCAAUUCUGCUAAGGCAUUCUACCUCUCAGCCAAACUUCUGUGUAUGUUGUUGAUCCUUCCUCAUGCUUGAGACUGUAUUCUCCAUUACUUGCUGGAUUGUUGCAAAAGAGCCCCAGCAAGCCCCUACCAUCGGGUACCACUCACUGUGUUCUUCUAAGAUUAAAAGACACAGCAGCAACUUGUUAAUCAGAAGAUUACAAUGAACAAGGAAAUGUGAGAAUGAGCAAAGAGAUUCCCUGGAUUCACUGGGAGGGUGGCUUGGUGAUAAAACCGUUGCCAUAGCUCAACCUGGGUAAGGCUUCCUAGGGGAUAGAAGUUCAUCACAUUUGAUCGAAAAUUAGAGACAAUGAUGAAAGAGUGUCUGCCUCAAACAGAAAAAAACACCUUUGCGAGGUAAACAGUGGCAAGAAGCUGCAUCCUUUCCCACUGUGUCCUCUUUUACCAUCAAAUUAAAGGGAAGAGACAUGGUGCAGAGAGCUUCAGGGAUAUUGGAAGACUUGCCUGAGUGCAGCAGAGUACAGAGAGAGUCUCUUCCACCCUGUGGGUGUUUGCAUUUGUAGAAGGUCUGUGUAGUCUUGUUCAUAGCAGCAGAAAACUUUUUGUGCUUUUGGACCGAAACUAAAUGAUGCUGAAGCCUAACCAUUCUCCUAAUGUCCCCUUUCUGUUACUCUUCAAAAAUGGCAGUCUGCCUUGUGGCCUCAUCACUCUGACCUGAGCAGAAAUGAGAUAUUUCAAGGAAAACAUGGAAAUUCAACUAUAUUCAACUCUCAUUAUCUCAUUGGUGGGUCUAUGCAAUCCUUUUGCUCUUUCUGCAGUUUGCCAUUUAAAUGUGGAGUGUCUUGGGGUCCUGGACAGCUAAAAACUCAGUAGGUUUCUCCUAGCCUUUAAAUCACUUUUCUUUGAGUGAGCUGCCUAAGAAGAAAAUGACUUACAGUUCUUUUUACUUUCUUAAAAAAAAAACAAUAACAAACAAAACCCAUAACAAAACUGAAGGCAUGUGUACAGUGUAUGUCUUUAGUGGUCAGAUACAACAGAGGCUCCCAAGUAUUCCCAUUUCAGAAGGUCGUUCAAAGUUAAAGACUGUACAAAAGCUUUAGCCCUGAAUUCUGUGAUAUAAAGCUAGAAAAAUAGAUAGCCUUUGCAGGGCUCUCUUACCCAUGCCCAAUUUUAUUCUAUUAAACACUGUUUGAAUUCCCUCACCCUGAUCUACCUGGCAACAAGACAUUAUUUGGCUUUUCUCAUUAGGUCAUUCAUUACACUUCCCAUACUAUAAUUAUGUAGUUCAUCUAGAUUUUUAUGGCUGAAGGAAAUGUCUCUGAUAAACCAGAGUGUGUCGUGGUUGCUGUGGGGACCUGAAACAGAGGCAGUCUAGUACCACUGCACGUUGGAGCUAGAAACCACCUAAUGAGAAUGUCAGCAUCAGACACAGCAGCUCUCUAGACAUGCAUACAUACUGCAUGUAUAUAUAUAUCUAUAUCUCCAUAUAUGAGGAAGCAAAACGCUAUAAAAAGUGCAUACAUAACUCAAAAUGUGUCUCACAACUAAUGCUGCCGUGUUUUUAAGCUAAAGUAGAAGUGAAAGAGCUUUUUGUCCUGCGUUGUAAUUUACACAAGGAUACAAAAAUAGUAUAUAGGAUGAUGAGCUAGGUUUCUUCCCACUCACCAGCAUAUCAGUUUAAGGAUAGCUGUGUCCAAGGAAAAUGCAAAACACAUGCCAAUGAAAUGGCCAAUAGGACUUAGUAUCAGAGUGAUGUUCUCUUCUGUCACACCAAGUACAUGGAAGGGCUUCGUUCAAAGCUUCAGAGUGGACGAACUGCUUUAGUUAGGUUGGAACAUAGAAACCCAGGCAGAAAAAGGCUUUUUCUCUGCCAAUAGAAAGUGAGGAAAAUAAGAAAAAAGGAUGGAAAAAACAACGUAAAACAGAAAUCAUCUUGAUACUUGUAGUCUAGGUGUUAAACAGAAAGAAGGAAUGAAAGUCAAAAUAACAAAUUAAAGCCUGAAUAUUGUGUGUUCAGUGGAUUUCUAAUUCUGUAUAUAUCUAUUAAACCAGUGCUAUAUGAUAUCUUUUCAUGGGUUACUCUCUUUCUCCUGUUCCUUUUCCUUUUUUUUUUUUCAGUUUGUAUAUUGAUUUUGUAAGCUAGCAGUGUGUUACCUUUUCGAUUUUUUUAAACCUGUAUGAAAGCCAUAUAUCCAUAUUGUAGAAUGAAAGUAUUAAUCCUGUAACAUCCCUUAAUGUUUCCCUUAGCUCUGUGGGAUUGUGGGAGGCUCUAGCGAAUGUAUAUGUUUACCAAUUGUAUCAACAUAAUUUACUUGCUCUUAGCGGUGAUAAAGAAUUAAAUAAACUAAUAAAGAGAA
This is a messenger RNA of Phalacrocorax carbo (great cormorant), 7951 nucleotides long. Lineage: Eukaryota; Metazoa; Chordata; Aves; Suliformes; Phalacrocoracidae. The record is from RefSeq and is a predicted model, not a curated record.